Messenger RNA from Drosophila arizonae, 585 nucleotides. RefSeq lists its product as uncharacterized. Gene Ontology annotation, cellular component: extracellular region. The record is from RefSeq and is a predicted model, not a curated record. Lineage: Eukaryota; Metazoa; Arthropoda; Insecta; Diptera; Drosophilidae. Gene Ontology annotation, molecular function: chitin binding.
ACAGAAAAUGCAGAGAGCUCUCCAACAUAUAUUGAGAUUUCUACAGAAGAAACUGAAGUAACAGAAGCAACUGAAGAAAGUGAAGUAACAGAAGAAACUAAUGUAACAGAAGAAACUAAUGUCACAGAAGAAACUAAUGUAACAGAAGAAACUCAUGUAACAGAAGAAACUGAAGUAACUGAAGAAACAACUGACCCACCUACGUCCACAACAGAGGAACUAGAAACCACUGUCGAACCAAUAGUUGUAUGUGAUGAGGGAGUCGCAUUCCUGCCAGCGCCUGAGUGCACUGAUUACUACAUGUGUCUACAUGGAGUGGGCAUCUUGAAAUCAUGUCCAGACGGUCUCUACUGGGAUCCCAGAUGGAGCACCUGCAAUUGGAACUCAGCAGGUUGCAAUAACGAGUUACCGGAAUACCAAUGUGAAGACGGUAUUGACUUUCUGCCUGUGGAAUCAGAUUGCACUCGGUACAUUCAGUGCGUUCACAAUAGUCCAAUACAGAUGACAUGUCCAGCUAAUCUCCUUUGGAAUCAGCCACUUCGAAGAUGUGACUAUGAAUGUGAAAUUUAGAAAUAUCCUAAAUUU